CACUGCAGCCUAACGUCACUGCUGUCUCUCGGAUCCGCUAGAGGAGAAAUGGCUGCAGCUCUGUCCCGUGCCCUCAAACUACCCGGGAAGAAGGGCUCGGAGCUCGGCGAGUACGACCCUCUCACCCAAGCAGACAGCGAGGACGAGAGCGAGGAGGAUGACCUCGUGCUCAACUACCCCCGGAACGGCCUCGGCCGGGACAGCUGCCUCGGGGCGGGCUCCUCGAAGCUGCGGGGGGGCCGAUCUGGAAGACUCGUGGGGGCCGACGAUGAGGCGCGGGAGGACGAGGAGGAGGAGGAGGAGGAGGAGGAGGACGAGUGGCGGGAACGUCUCCCCAGCAAAUCCAGGCAGGACAGAGAUGACGCCAAGGGCACGCAGUACUGGAGCCACAGAGACUCGGCAAGGGACAGAGGCGGAGAGGACAGGGGAGGGGGGCCCGGGCCUUUGGGGGGCUCCGGGCUCGGGGUUCACGGUGCCGACGUGGAGGAAAAGAGGUUGAGGGUGAAGAACACCGUCCGGAGUGCGUUCUUCCUGGUGCCUCUGGUCACCGCCGCGUCGCUCGUGCUGCUCUGUGCAUUUCUGAUCCCGUGCCAGAAGGGAGAGCUGGAAAAGAGGCCGCAGUGGGAGAGAGCACUGGGAGAUGCUAGAGGGGUCACACCACCCGCGCUGGCGUUGUGGGAUGUCGACGGCGACUCGGUGGAUGAUGUGUUUCUUGGUGUUACUGAAUGGACCAAUGACACCCAUUCCACCCGAGGGAACAAAGUGUACAGCGCGGUGGCCCUGUCGGCGGUCAGCGGUCUGGUGCUGUGGAAGAAAGUGGUGCAGGAGUCUGUGAUGUACAUCCAGUGUGGUCUGCAGUACAGCACCCAGCCCCAGUCCCCUGUGGUCCUCCUCAUCGGGAAGUCCGUUCUCAUGGCAGUCAACGGCACCACAGGGAAGACCUUGUGGUCGUGCCUGCUUAAGGACAUUGAAUCCCAGGCGGUGCUACUCCCAGACCUCCAGGGCGACUCGGUCCCAGAUCUGCUGAUAGCCACCCUGCCUGCAGAUCAGGGGUUGGCUCUCUCCCUGACCUUGUUGUCAGGGCGGACGGGGGCGAAGCUCGGACACCCCGUGCCUUUCAACCUCACCGGACAAGGAAAGCUGAUCGGCCCUUUGCUGCACGAGACUCAACAAGGGGCUUACUACAUCCUCUUUGGACUGGGUAACGUGGAGGCCAUCUCCCUACGUGAUAUCUACUUUCGAGCCACUGGCAAGCCGCCCAUAACUCAGGCACUCAGAAGGAAGGAUGCAGGGUGGGAGGGACUCAAGGAAACCAAUUCCUCCUCCUUCAUACACAUUUACAGAGGAUCUGAUGAAGUGGAGUUCCUGCUCCCUCUUGUGGUCGGCUUGGGCAACAACCACAACACCCUGGACACCGCCUCCAACGUCAACUCCAGUAAAAGCGACUGGGUGCUGGUGUACGGCUCCAGCAAACUGUCAGUGCAUGGCUCCAGCAAACUGUCAGUGCUCAGACAGAAGGACAUACGCAAAGAAUGGACCUUCAACUCGGCUCCCAUUUGCAGCCAACCGGCCCCAGGACACUUCAACGAUGACGGAAUCCUUGAUCUUUUCAUUCAGCAUUUCGCGAAAGGCAUCAUGAAGGUGCUGGUUGUCGAUGGCGCAAACGGGCAUCUCCUCUGGUCGGCAGAAUUCGUGUGUCCCCGUCUCGUUUUGGAAACGUCCGCGAUCUCCACCUCGACUGGCCGAUCGGCUUUCCUCUUCUGGGCCAGUGAUCCAAUCACAGCACAGAAGAACGGUACAAAGACAACUGUGUCACCGGGCGUUGCUGCAGCGGAGCCGCUCAUCAGGAAACUCUUCCUGUUGCACCCUGCGCAUCCCACAAUCCUGCUGGAGCUCACCAGCACCACAGACACGGCCGUCACCUCCGCAGUGAGCUAUCAGGAGCACCAGAAAGACGCCUCCUACAUCACCGUGUCCUCCCGACCCACCCCGGGCUCGGUGCCGGGCGCCCGGAUAGUCAAGAGCAUGAGCCUCCGAGCUGCCAUCACCAAGGGCCAAAUAGUGAGACUGGAGGAGGGCAACAAGCCCGGGGGACCCGUCAAACCCGGCGUGUUCGAGGUCAACAAGUUCUUCAGGGGGUUGUCCUUCAAGCAGUAGUGAGGAGCCACCAGCGCGACAGGAAGUGGGGCAACCAAAAGGACUCGCGCGAGGUUGAAAGGGGACCUGCACUAAGGGGACACUCUGGAUUCAUUUGGAGCUGUAUAUACAUCUCGUUUGGUUUACUAAGUAUGAAUUUGAUUUCCGUUAUGAGACUUCUGCUCUGUACAAAGAUUGUGUAGGUAGGUUGUGGUUUAUUUGAUGUUUGUACAAGGCUUAUUUAAAUUGUUUAACUUGCAUUUUUUGGGGAAGUCUUUAAGAUUUUAUUGAAUGUUGAUUGUUUAAACUUGAUGACCGACAGUGAAGCACAAUAAUCCUGUAAAUGUGUUUACAGUACGCAGCAUUCGUUUAACUCUUCCAAGGCCAGUAUGUUCAUGUGGCUUCUUGUUGUCGUCAUAAAGCCACCAACAGUGUUCCUACUGCUCACCACGCAGUUAUCAGUCUGUAAAUAUGUAAUGCUGCACUCUAUUUAUUGAAUUUGCUUCAGCGUUUUUAACCUUCUCGUUUCAUUUGUUGAUUUAUGUUGUGAAAUAUUUUGAGGUUACAUUUUUGUUUCCCCUCAGAAUAUGUGGCUGCUAAAUGUUCUGGCAUGUAAAAGUAUGAAAAUUCUUAUCGCAUCAUGUAUGAUGUGUCCUUUAUUCACUGUCUCAUGUUUGUGCUUUAUUGAAGUCAUGCAGAGAGAAGAAUUAUCAUUAGAAAAAUAGAGAGCGCAGGGUGUCGGUGUUGCAGCUCUACGUCCAAAAUGAUCUGCAGUUUUCCGCAUUGUUGCACUGAAUUCAGGGUUCUAGUUAUCGACAAGAAGUCAGUCAGUACUUGGUAUCGUACUCUGUUUACAUGCACUACUAAAGUCUUAAUAAAAGGGAAUAACAAUA
Molecule: messenger RNA, 3029 nt
Organism: Anarrhichthys ocellatus (wolf-eel)
Lineage: Eukaryota; Metazoa; Chordata; Actinopteri; Perciformes; Anarhichadidae
Gene: fam234b
Product: family with sequence similarity 234 member B
Exons: 13
Coding region: 49-2157 (702 amino acids)
Source: RefSeq, a predicted model, not a curated record